This is a messenger RNA of Physcomitrium patens, 1697 nucleotides long. RefSeq lists its product as uncharacterized. NCBI's taxonomy places the organism in Eukaryota, Viridiplantae, Streptophyta, Bryopsida, Funariales, Funariaceae. Gene Ontology annotation, molecular function: protein binding. The record is from RefSeq and is a predicted model, not a curated record.
AUGUUCAGGAAUGGUUUUUGGAAUUCGCAAUUUGCAAGGACACUCAAGGUUCAUGGCAGCGAAGUUUUAUUAGUCGUGAUUUGGAGCUAUUUAUUUGUUAGAGGCGCGGCUGCGGGUUGUAGGUUUCGAGGGUUUAGUUGAGCUUGGAGACGCUACAUUGCCGACGGUGAUGUUUUUGGUAGCACAAAAUAGGGAAGCUUUUUUUUUUAAUUUUUUUUUUGUUUUGUUUUGUUUUGUUUGUUUGUUUUUUUGUUUGUUGUUUUAAUUUAUUAAGGUGAAGGGGAAGGAGAAUGGGUAUGGCCGAUGAUGAUGGCCAGGAGCAUACCGAGCCCGAACAGUCGGCGUACUACUGGCCUGUGCUGGAUUUUCAGACCCCUCCAGCUCGCCGCUACCAUUUCUAUAAGCAGAUGUGGUCGCCGUCUGCUCACAACAAUUUCUUCAAGGGGGCUAAGUGGUCUCCAGAUGGAUCUUGUUUCAUAACAAGCAGCGAGGACAACAGCCUACGUAUCUUUGAUUUGCCCAGUGACGUACUUGAGAGCGCAGUCUUAUAUGACAACGUCAAGUCUGAUGAAGACUCCAAUGGAGCAGCUUUGAUUGUCGAUGAAGGAGAGGCUGUGUAUGAUUUCUGCUGGUAUCCUUGCAUGACUACUACAGAUUCAUCCACAUGUAUAUUUGCAACAUCUACACGUGAUCAUCCAGUUCAUCUUUGGGAUGCUGUUUCUGGCCAGCUUCGGUGCACAUACAGAGCGUAUGAUGCAAUGGAUGAGAUUACAGCAGCGUACUCCAUUGCAUUCAAUAAUUCUGGAACAAAGUUGUUUUGUGGGUACAACAAAACCCUGAGGAUAUUUGACACCUCUCGACCAGGGCGGGAGUUUUCACAGUACUCCACAUUAACUAAGACCAAGGACGGCCAAACAGGUAUAAUCUCUUGUUUGGCGUUUAACCCAAGCUCAGAGGAUCUAUUCGCAGCAGGGUCCUACAACAAAACCACAGCUCUGUACAGCGAGCACAAUGCAGAGCUUCUAUUUGUUCUGCAUGGGCAGGAGGGAGGAGUUACUCAGGUUUUGUUCUCUAAAGAUGGAAAUUAUCUUUAUACUGGAGGCCGAAAGGACCCUAACAUACUAUGCUGGGAUGUACGGAACACAGCUGCCAUUGUGUACAAAUUGCCUCGAGUAACUUCUGAUACGAAUCAGAGAAUUGCAUUCGAUAUCGAACCAUGCGGACGCCAUCUAGGAACUGGUGGCCAGGAUGGGUACGUGCAUAUUUAUGACCUUCAAACUGGCGAUUGGGCAAAUAGUUUUCAAGCAGCAGCUGAUACUGUCAAUGCGUUUAGUUUUCAUCCUACGUUACCUGUGGGAGUCACAUCGUCUGGUCACCGCCGGUUCAGCACGGAUUACGAUGACGAAGGCAUAAGCAAAGAAACAUCUUGCAUUGGUAAAAAUGCUCAAGAAAAUUGUGCCUCCGUGUGGUUGUUUCCAUGUACUUGGCAAUCUUCUAUUGAUCCCUCUAGUACUGUGGAGACAACAGAACUUGAAAAUUUGCAGGGAGAAAGUUUAGGAACUUGGGAGGAAAAUGUUUAGGCCGAUGUGACUUAUUCUAAAGUGGAUGAGGUGUCUCAAGUAUCCAUCAAUUUAAUGGAAGUCAAUGAAGCUGGAGUUUAGAACCUUCAGCUAGACAAGUAUGUCCAAUUCAAUCUG